CCGACUCCCCUCCCUCAGCCCCGGCCGGGCCCGGCGGGCGGCGCCGCGCGGGGCGGAAGCGGCGGCUCCGGCUCCGGCUCGGCCCGGCUCGGGCUCCGAGGCCGCGCGGCGGGAGGAGGGUGCUGAAGAUGGCAGGCAGCUCCACUCCUUGGAUUGGCAGUGCUUACCUCUUCCUCCAGUCGACAAGCAAGACCAUCGUUCUGCCAUCUCUCUACGAGAGCUCCCAGAAGAAGCCCAGUGUGUUCAGGGCACUGAAGCUGGCAUUAGCAGACUCCACGGGCAGCAUGAACGGUGUGGACGUGCUCAAAGUGCACUGCAGCCACCCGCAGCUGAUCGUGCAGCUCAAGUUCUGCAGGCAGGAGCUCUGCCGCCGCUUCCUGCGCAGCUACCGCGAUGGGCUGCUCCACAGGGCCCUGCAGAGCCACCUCCAGCUCUCUCUGGCCACCACCACAGUGCCCCUGGAAAUGGAGCUGAAGGCUGGCAGCGAGCACCUCGACAACAUGCUGAAGGAUGAGGAUCGUUGCCUGGAGUGCAUCUACAGAGAAAAGCCUGACCGCCUGCGGGACGAGGAAAUCACGGAGCUGGAGGAACGCCUCAAGAGCCUGACUGUUCACCAGAGCCUCAACAACAAUGUGGCUGUCAAAGACUGUGCACCUCUGAGGUCCCCAUCCCUGCCUUAUCCUUCUCAAGGCAGCUCCCUUCCCCCACAAGACACCUUCAUCUUUCAGGGACAGCAGUUUGACAACAGAACAAUCACACUGGAUGACCACCAGAAGUUUGCCAAGCUCGUGUCCAAGAAGUGGAAGCAAGUGGGUCGCUCUCUGCAGAAGAGCUGCCGGGCCCUGCGUGACCCUGUCAUUGACAACCUGGCCCUCGAAUACGACCGAGAGGGACUGUAUGAACAAGCCUACCAGCUGCUGCUCAGGUUCAUCCAGUCAGAGGGCAAGAAGGCCACAAUAGCACGGCUGAUCGCAGCCCUGGAAGAAAACAGUCUCAUCAGCGUGGCUGAGGAGCUCUUGGGCCUCCACUCCAACGAGGACUGCUCCUAGAGCCCAAAGGGCAGUGCCAUUGCUAAGGGCUUUCCUGCUUUAGCUACUGUAUGAAACUGCUGCCAGGUUCUGGGAAUGUGAAGCCCUGAAAAUCACCACAGGUUUCCAUCUAGGUUGGAAUGUCCAGGGGAGAGGCCCUGUGCUCACAGAAGCCAGCAUGGACCUCUUCCGUUCCCUGUUUCAUUGUGUUUCCAGAAGGCAGCACUACCCUCCUGUGAACUGGUGAGAGGCUUUCAGCCUGACUUCCUUCAGCACUGAGGGAAGGGAAGGUAGCUUCCUUCAGGACUGUCACAGGGAAGCAGCCAGACAGAGAGCCCUAGGGGAGAGUGGGGGAGAGGAGAAAAGCAAGCAAGGCAUCUCAGAGAAUUUUUCUGGGAAGCAGACAAUGCCACUGCUUCUCAGGCUGUGUCUCAGGGCCAUCACCUGGGGAGCUGCAAUAUCUUUUUUAUAUUGAAGACAUUUAUGCCCUCAGGCAUGACAUCAAGGAAAGACAGAGGGGAAAUUAAGGAAAAGUCAAUUUUAUAUUAUUUUCCUUCUUUGUUUGAAAAAUAUCUGUGGCAAGUCCAUCUGUCCUGCCCUGCUCUAUUAUAGCUCCUUCCCACCACUCACCACCUGAAGGUUUCCCUUCUAGCUGGAACAGCCUUAAUCUUCCACAGGGCACAAGAUUGCUGCUGCAGAACAAAUUUCAGGCACUGAAAAAGCAACGUGGACAAACUCAAAUUCAGACAAUGGUUCUCAGCGUUUUCUGCUCUGUGGUGGACAGUGAUAUACUGACUACAUCGUGCUCAGCUCUUGCCUGGCAGCCUGAGGGGCCUGCAGCUGUGGAAAGCAGCCUCUGAGCCAGCGAGUGACCCUCGUGGAUUGGAGCUGCUGCUCUGAGGUGUGGCCAUCCCGAUCCAGAGCUGAGACACCGCCCCUGCCCUGGGGCUGCUCCUCCUUCACUCCCUGCUCACCGCCCACCCCGGCCCGCUGAGCUCUCCGGAGGGGCCUCUCACACCCCACAUGCCACGGGCGACAGCAUCUGCACAGAGCCUUUCCCUGGUGCUGCUGUCACUGGGUGACAGCUGAGCGUCAGCUGCUGUCCCUGGAUUUACCUGCACUGAUUUUUAGGGUAAAAAUGGCUGAAGAGACAAAUCUCCCAAACCCCGGGGCUGACUCCUGCUUUCAGUGGGAGAAGCUGAGUGCCUGCUGGUGUGGCUGAGCAGACAGCACACCUUUGCCAUAACAAAGCACAGAGUGUCUAGUGUGACACAGGUCCUGUGGGGCACAACAGCAGUUGAUUACCUCUGACAUAUUCCCAAGGCUUUCCUGAUAGAAUUAAUUGAAAAGGAUUAGUAAAAACCUAUCUCUGUUUGCCCUUCCCAUCUGUGGGAAUAGGCAGUGGGCUGUGGAAGUUAUUUCAGAUGCAGAGGGUGGCUCUGGCUGCACACACAAAGCCUGUGUGCAUGUGAGAAUACCAGGCUGCUGGCAGUCAUGGUAGGACCAGCUCUCAGUGAGGCCCUGACAGCCUUAAUCCUUCCCUGGAGUCAGAGCUGUAAUUCAGUAAGAAGGAAUGCAACCUCAGGUUCAGGUGUGGGUCCAGAGCAGAGCUCCUGGGGCUGGAGCUGCUCCCUCAGGUUCUGCUGAAAUGGAGACCUGGAUGAGCAGGAUUGAGAUGUCCAGCUUCUACCCAGGGGGGAUCCACCUGCCUCAGGUGAGAGGAGCAUCACAGCCCUCAGUGUAAGCCUGAGAAACUCACUUGUUGUCUGCAGAUUUUAAAUCCCCAAGGUUACAUACACAGUCAGGAAAGGGAUGAUGGGGGUUAAAAAUGGGGAGAAUGUUUUCAGGGUGAGUGAAUCUGCUUCCAUCUUGCCCUGAGCUUCAAAGGAAGCAGGACUUUAUGCAGGCACCAUCUCUGCAGAGGCUGUGGCUUUUGUCAGUGCCACUGCAGUCUCAUCUCCACUCCUGCUCCACAUCCUACCCUCUCCCUUCAGUAGUACCAGUGCUCUUCCCCAAACGCAGCAAUUACCUCUGUGACAGUUUUGCUUUUGGGACCAGCACUGCUGACCUUAGUUAAUGUAGGCUGCUGUGGAACCACACCUCAAAGCAUUUAGCUUUCCUGCGAGAUCCCAGCUGGGGAACUCUGUUUGGCAGUAACCCACCUGCUUAUUGGUAUUUUAAAAAUGGUAUUUUAAAAAAUUUUAAAAAUCAGAAACUGGAAAAUUGCUUUUAACAGCAAGAGGGUGUGCUCUUGAUUUUGCAGAAAUGAUUUUUUAAAGAAGACAAGGUCAUAUGCAUAGCCUGCUGUCUUAUUUGUAGUAAGUUUUUCUAAGCUCUCAGACUAGCUAUUCAUGUACACAACUUUCACAUAAGGCAGCCUCUGAGUAGUGAGAAUUACUAGUUUUUGUAGUAUCUGUUAAUGCUUAAAAUGAGAAAGUCUUAUUAUUCAGCAUCUACUUCAAGUCCAGCAUAGUUUUUUGCAGCUAUUACUCUUUUAGAGAGCACUGAGCAUGAAUGCUUUUCCCUGAAAGCAAGCACUGUGCAUUUCCUCUCUCUGCCAGCGACUGGCGUCUGUAUUUCCUCUUACUCACACCUUCCCUCUCCAAAGUGCCAUUAAGUGCUGGAGCCCCUGGCAACCUUUCUGGAAUAUCAUCAUCUUUAACAGCAUUCACAGGUGCCUUCAUUGCAGAGACUCGAAGGAAAAGGGUUUUCCAGGGAUAUUCCAUGGUGGAAUUGUCUUAAGCACAUUGCACUUUUAGGAGCAUAGAGUGGCUGUUCCUUACCUCCUUU
This is a messenger RNA of Myiozetetes cayanensis, 3818 nucleotides long. RefSeq names its product TNFRSF1A associated via death domain (gene TRADD). Lineage: Eukaryota; Metazoa; Chordata; Aves; Passeriformes; Tyrannidae. Gene Ontology annotation, cellular component: tumor necrosis factor receptor superfamily complex. The record is from RefSeq and is a predicted model, not a curated record. The transcript is spliced from 5 exons. Gene Ontology annotation, biological process: positive regulation of canonical NF-kappaB signal transduction; extrinsic apoptotic signaling pathway. Bases 129 to 1049 code for a protein of 306 amino acids. Gene Ontology annotation, molecular function: transmembrane receptor protein tyrosine kinase adaptor activity.